This is a messenger RNA of Necator americanus (New World hookworm), 2103 nucleotides long. RefSeq lists its product as uncharacterized. Bases 1 to 2103 code for a protein of 700 amino acids. Gene Ontology annotation, molecular function: metallocarboxypeptidase activity; zinc ion binding. Gene Ontology annotation, biological process: proteolysis. The record is from RefSeq and is a predicted model, not a curated record. NCBI's taxonomy places the organism in Eukaryota, Metazoa, Nematoda, Chromadorea, Rhabditida, Ancylostomatidae. The transcript is spliced from 17 exons.
AUGUCUCUCAAACGAAUACCACUAUUCUUUCCCGGACCACUCGUCCUACUAUUCGUCACAAUUUCUGUUCGUUUAACUGUGGCAGAAAAAUUCCUACUGUAUCAUGUACAACCGAACGAUUCCCGAGGAAUGAGAGAACUGCGUAAGCUACAGAUGAUGGAUCAUAAAUAUCAGGUCGAUUUCUGGAAGGAGCCGAAUCAUUUCGGCGAUUUUGCUGACAUUAUGAUCUCAUCGAAGAACGCUUUGGACAUGGAACGUCGAUUCCGACGAGCUAAUAUCACCUACGAUAUUCGUGUGCCGGACGUGGAAAAGCUGAUCAUUCGAAACGAGCGGACUAACAGAAAACGAACAGGUUAUGGACGACGUGCUCAUGACGAUCCAAUACUGGAUAGCGAACCUGAUGGUGAUCUAUCACGUGUUGGGAAAUUAAAGAAGGCGAAAUAUUCGUUUGGAGACUAUGCAUCCUACGCAGAUAUGAUGAAAUAUAUGCGUACCAUUGAAUUCUACUAUCCAAAUAUUACAAAAAUUGUUCGUCUUGGUGUCACACACGAAGGGAAACCGAUUGAAGGAAUGAAGAUUGGUUACCCGAUAUCUGCCACAAAUAAACGAGCAAUAUGGGUAGAUGGGAAUAUUCACGCUAGGGAAUGGGCAAGCAGUCAUACUGCACUCUUUUUUAUAAACCAGCUUGUCUCCGGGUAUGGUAAGGAUGAUACUAUAACCCAUUAUGUGAAUAGCCUCAACUUCUACGUGAUGCCUUGCCUGAACCCGGAUGGGUAUGAAUACACAAGAUCUUCACCGAAUCCCAGCGUUCGACUGUGGCGCAAAAAUCGUUCACCCGAAAAAUGUCAUCGUUCAUUGUGGGGAGGUGAAAAAUGCUGCCAAGGUGUCGAUCUGAAUAGGAAUUUCAAAUUCCAUUGGGCUGAGUCCGGCUCCUCCUACGAACCAUGUUCUAAUAUUUAUCAUGGCGAUCACGUCUUCAGUGAGCCAGAAUCACGUGCUGUACGCGACUUUUUGGACUCGGAGGAGUUGCGUGGGAAGGUGGACGGGUUCAUUACCUUGCACUCUUACGCCCAACUCUGGAUUUAUCCCUAUAGCCAUGCACAGCAGAACUAUCCAGAGGAUAUUAGCGAACUGCGUCGCACCGCACGCCGAGCGAUCAAUCGACUGCAUCGUCAAUACGGGACCGAGUAUCGUAUGGGGACUGGAGCGGAUACGUUGUCGCCUGCUUCUGGUGGUUCGGACGACUGGGCAAAGGCGAACGGCAUCAAAUACGUGUAUCUGGUGGAAUUAAGGCCUGAAUACGAACUGUCGAACGGAUUCAUCCUACAUAAGAAGGAGUUGAUUCCGACUGCAGUUGAAACAUUUGAAGGAGUGAAGGAAGUGAUUGAAGCGGUGCUCGAACACAAUAAAAUCCGUCGUGAUCCGCUAUCGCGCAUUGCUCCACAACUCCGUAGAAAACAGCUAUAUCGAAUGCAUUUAUUGGGCCUAGCGAAUGGAAUGAAAUCGACAUUGGCGAGCAGCGAAAAAACGUCCACAUCACUGGCAACCGUCACUCCAUCGACGCCUACCACAACACAGCAAACGACUACCAUAACAGGAAGUGGGUCAGAAACAACCGGAGCCCCAGAGAUUUUCGUACCCACGAGGGCUCGACCAUGGCUGACCUAUCGACCGCGCGAGCGACAGACAACAAAAUGGAGAAGCAUGCAUUUUGACAAAUAUACAACUACGACACCACAUGCGGAAAGCACCGUAGCCGACAGAACGGACACAGUCACCGGUGAUCCGAUAAAAAUCAAUGGCGAUGUGACGACAAUGACACCGUCAUCGGAUGAGUUCACGAUGACAUCAACUGAUCAACCGACGCUAACAACGAUGCCACGACGUACCACAGAGAUUGUGUUCUUCACACAUACUCGUCCAUCAACGUUUCGAGAUCCGAAAUGUCGUGACAUGCGUUAUUCGUGCGCAUUUUGGCUACAACAUAAUCCUGCGGUAUGUUCGGAACAGGAGUCUUUUAUGAGAGCACAAUGUGCGUACACAUGCAAAUUUUGUAUCUCUGAGUUGGACACGCAAGAUGAGGCGGAAAGGAAAAAACACUAA